AAAAUGGUGUCCAAGCUCACGUCGCUCCAGCAAGAACUCCUGAGCGCCCUGCUGAGCUCCGGGGUCACCAAGGAGGUGCUGGUCCAGGCCUUAGAGGAGUUGCUGCCAUCCCCGAGUUUCGGGGUGAAGCUGGAGACGCUGCCCCUGUCCCCGGGGAACGGGGCCGACCCCGACACCAAGCCAGUCUUCCAUACGCUCACCAACGGCCACGCCAAGGGCCGCUUGUCUGGGGACGAGGGCUCCGAGGACGGGGACGACUAUGACACCCCUCCCAUCCUCAAGGAGCUGCAGGCGCUCAACACCGAGGAGGCGGCGGAGCAGCGGGCGGAGGUGGACCGGAUGCUCAGCGAGGACCCCUGGAGGGCUGCGAAAAUGAUCAAGGGCUACAUGCAGCAACACAACAUCCCUCAGAGGGAAGUGGUCGAUGUCACAGGUCUCAACCAGUCCCACCUCUCUCAGCAUCUUAACAAAGGCACCCCCAUGAAGACCCAGAAGCGCGCAGCCCUCUACACCUGGUACGUCCGAAAGCAACGAGAGAUCCUCCGACAAUUCAACCAGACAGUCCAGAGUUCUGGAAAUAUGACAGACAAAAGCAGUCAGGAUCAGCUGCUAUUUCUCUUUCCAGAGUUCAGUCAACAGAGCCAGGGGCCUGGGCAGUCCGAUGAUGCCUGCUCUGAGCCCGCCAACAAGAAGAUGCGUCGCAACCGGUUCAAAUGGGGGCCCGCGUCCCAGCAAAUCUUGUACCAGGCCUACGACCGGCAAAAGAACCCCAGCAAGGAAGAGAGGGAGGCCUUAGUGGAGGAGUGCAACAGGGCAGAAUGUCUGCAGCGAGGCGUCUCCCCCUCCAAAGCCCACGGCCUGGGCUCCAACCUGGUCACUGAGGUCCGUGUCUACAACUGGUUUGCAAACCGCAGGAAGGAGGAGGCGUUCCGGCAGAAGCUGGCCAUGGACGCCUACAGCUCCAACCAGACGCACAGUCUGAACCCCCUGCUCUCCCAUGGCUCUCCCCACCACCAGCCCAGCGCCUCUCCUCCAAAUAAGCUGUCAGGCGUCCGCUACAGCCAGCCGGGGAACAGUGAGGUCACUUCCGCCUCAACAAUCAGCCACCAUGGCAACAGUGCCAUGGCAACCAGCCAGUCUGUUUUACAGCAAGUCUCUCCAGCCAGUCUGGACCCUGGCCACAGUCUCCUCUCACCUGAUGGUAAAAUGCAGAUCUCCGUCUCCGGAGGUGGUUUGCCCCCUGUCAGCACCUUGACGAAUAUCCACAGCCUGUCCCACCAUAAUCCCCAGCAAUCUCAAAACCUCAUCAUGACCCCCCUCUCUGGAGUCAUGGCCAUUGCACAAAGCCUCAACACCUCCCAAGCACAGAGCGUCCCCGUCAUCAACAGUGUGGCCGGCAGCCUGGCAGCCCUGCAGCCUGUCCAGUUCUCCCAGCAGCUGCACAGCCCUCACCAGCAGCCCCUCAUGCAGCAGAGCCCCGGCAGCCACAUGCCCCAGCAGCCCUUCAUGGCAGCCGUGACUCAGCUGCAGAACUCGCACAUGUACGCACACAAGCAGGAACCCCCCCAGUAUUCCCACACCUCCCGGUUUCCAUCUGCGAUGGUGGUCACAGAUACGAGCAGCAUCAGUACGCUUACCAACAUGUCUUCCAGUAAACAGUGCCCCCUCCAAGCCUGGUGAUGCCCACCCAUCACUUACUUUGUGCACAGCAACAAGGACCCUAUUUGCCACACCGUCCGCCUCCAGGCAGCUGUCACGGAAAAGGCCAGUGGCCUGACAGGCACCUUCGAGAGAGGUCCCUGCCUACCUGACAUCCUGCUGGUGUCCCGGACAGACAAGGACAGCCCGCUGGGAGGCACAGCCCAGAGUGCGGCUUCCUUCCCCUUCUACGCAGUAUUGUUGCCAUGUCUCUCCCAAGAUGUCCAGGACUCCCAUCCGGCCCACGGGUGGGAGCCGAGAAACCACGGAGGAGGAAGAGAGAAAGCUGUCGUGUCUACGUUGCGCUCCCUCGUCGAACAAACUGAUGUGAAAAACUUGAAUCUGUUACUGAAAUGAGGAGGACACGUGCUAUUGAACUGAGCCAAACACACUGUAAAUAUGAGCAGCCUCCCGCCCCCUACCCCAUCCCAGCUGAUCUUGAGAUUUCUUUUGAAGAAGUAAAUUUCUCCAAUGGGUGUAAACUAUAACCUAAUGUAAUUAAGUGCAAUUGCCCCUCCGCUUCCUCCCCCCCCACCCUGUAUAUAAUACUAAAGUGUCUAUUAGUUCUCUUUGUAAAGGUCGGAGUUGAAUCUUCCAAGUGAUUGGCCCCCUUCCCCUCUCCAUGGAGAAAUAGCCUGAGUCGGGAGUGAAAGCUCCUCCCCUUUCCCUCCGGCCUGGACACACACCCACACAUCAGGACCGUGUCUGUGGGACUGACCACCAGCUAACGCCGGCCUCCUGUUGUGAAGACACACGUCUGGAUCCUGGAGGGGCCGCACAUGGCGGCAGACUGAUACCCUAGCUUCCGGCAGGGCUGGGGGUUCAGCCAGUCCACCACCAAGAUGCCGCAAGGCAGGACAACUGGCUGCUUGACAGCACAAGAAAGCAUGACUCUCUCCGAAAGCCUCCCAUUAAAACAAUUUAUUUUAUCACUGCC
This is a messenger RNA of Neomonachus schauinslandi (Hawaiian monk seal), 2635 nucleotides long. RefSeq names its product HNF1 homeobox B (gene HNF1B). Lineage: Eukaryota; Metazoa; Chordata; Mammalia; Carnivora; Phocidae. The record is from RefSeq and is a predicted model, not a curated record. Gene Ontology annotation, molecular function: RNA polymerase II cis-regulatory region sequence-specific DNA binding; DNA-binding transcription factor activity, RNA polymerase II-specific. Bases 4 to 1680 code for a protein of 558 amino acids. The transcript is spliced from 9 exons. Gene Ontology annotation, cellular component: nucleus. Gene Ontology annotation, biological process: regulation of transcription by RNA polymerase II; positive regulation of DNA-templated transcription; insulin secretion.